Molecule: messenger RNA, 3792 nt
Organism: Durusdinium trenchii
Lineage: Eukaryota; Dinophyceae; Suessiales; Symbiodiniaceae
Source: the annotation of a GenBank genome assembly
AUGACCACAGCCAUCCGACAGAUCAACAAGACCCCGGGCCCCGUUUGCAUGGAGUGCGUGGGAUAUCUGCUGGAGGAGAUCCGCAGCCCGGAGAGUGAGGAGGAAUUGGCCAAGGACUUAGAUGAUGCCAACGUGUUCAUUUGCUCCUUGAUCUUCGUCCAGGAACUGGCGGAGAAGUUGGUGAAGAUCGUGGAGCCCCGGCGGGAACACUUGGACGCUUGCCUUUGCUUCCCCUCCAUGCCGGAGGUCAUGAAGCAGAACAAACUGGGAACCUUCGACUUGACCCAGAUUGCUGGCGGCCCCUUGGGCAGCUUUGCGCAGCAGGUGAAGGACCUGAGGCAGAAGUCUUUGUCGAACAAGCCCGCCUCCGGCGGCAACUUCCAGGACAGCCUCCUGAAGUUGGUGCGAACACUUCCAAAGGUCUUAAAGUUCCUUCCUGGCGACCAGGCCAAAGAUGCCAGGACCUUUGUGCUUUCGCUGCAGCACUGGCUGGGCGGCACCCCUGAGAACUUGGAGGCCAUGCUCUUGCGGAUUGCCGGUGGCUAUGUGAAGGGUGUGGAGGAGAUCGAUACCGAAGCCUUGAUGGACCCGGUGGUGCUGCCGGACAUGGGCAUUUGGCAUCCGCUGGCUCCACAGAUUUUUGACACCAUGAACGACUACCGUGAGUGGUAUGACAACGUGCAUUGCCCGGCCGCGGGCAUCGCCACGGAGGCGCCCACCAUUGGCAUGGUGCUCCAAAAGUCGCACAUCGCCACCAAGGACGAUGGCCACUACGUGGGCAUGGUGCAGGAGUUGGAGCGGCGGGGUGCACGAGUGUGCUGCACUUACACCGGUGGCCUUGACUUCUCGGUGCCCGUGCAGGAGUAUCUCGCCGGCCCCACGGGGGAAGGGAUGGUCGAUGCUCUGGUGAACCUCACUGGAUUCUCCCUGGUGGGCGGCCCUGCCUCUCAAGAUGCCAAGAAGGCGAAAGAGGUCCUGAUGAAGCUGAACCGACCCUACAUGGCUUCCCGGCCUCGAUCCAACCGGGUCAGUGUGCCGUUGGUGUUCCAGUCCUUUACCGAGUGGCAGAACAGCCAACUGGGUCUCCAUCCGGUUCAGGUGGCCUUGCAGGUCUCGCUGCCCGAGAUCGACGGCGCCAUCGAGCCGCUGAUCUUCAGCGGCCGCGAUGGCACCAGUGGCCGCUCCAUCCCCAUGCAGGACCGCAUCGGCAACCUGGCCACGCGCGCCAUGAACUGGGCAAAUCUGCGGCGCAAAUCCAACGCGGAGAAGAAGCUGAGCAUUUGCGUCUUCCAAUUCCCACCGGACAAGGGCAAUGUGGGUACGGCUGCGUAUUUGGAUGUCUUCGGCAGCAUCUAUGCGGUCAUGAAGGAGUUAAAGAAGCAGGGCUACACUGUCGAGGAGAGGGAUCACAUGGGAGACAUCCCUGAGACGGUCGAAGGUUUGCAAAAGUCCAUCUUGGAAGACCCCGAGGCGGCCAUGUCCAUGUCGGAGCUCAACGUGGCCUAUCGCAUGAGUGUGGACGAGUACGAGGAGCUGUGCCCCUUCGCGCACGACCUGCGGGAGAAUUGGGGACCUCCGCCCGGGGAGCUCAACACCGACGGCCAGGACAUGCUCAUUUACGGCAAGCACUUUGGAAACAUUUUCCUGGGUGUUCAGCCCACCUUCGGCUACGAGGGAGAUCCCAUGAGGCUGCUCUUUGCGAAGUCGGCGUCGCCGCACCACGGCUUCGCCGCCUUCUACACCUACCUGGAGUUCAUCUUCAAGGCGGACGCCUUGCUGCACUUCGGAACCCAUGGCUCGUUGGAGUUCAUGCCUGGGAAGCAGGUGGGCAUGUCAGGCAGCUGCUAUCCGGACCGCUUGAUCUCGGUCAUUCCGAACCUCUAUUACUACGCUGCCAACAACCCCUCGGAGGCCACGAUCGCCAAGCGUCGCUCCUAUGCCUCGACGAUCUCCUACCUGACGCCGCCCGCGGAGAACGCCGGGCUUUACAAGGGCCUGAAAGAGCUCAGUGACUUGGUGAAGUCCUACCAGGGCUUGCGCGAGAAUGAGCAACGAGGCGCUUCCAUUGUGAACAGCAUCGUUGCGACGGCUCGUCAAUGCAAUUUGGACAAGGACCGGCAAAGAAUCCAGCAGGAAAGAUUUUGGAUGUUCUUUCCAACACGCUCAGACAUCGAGAAUUUGCCCAGCGAGGAGGAUGACAUGGCAAAGAAGACCAUGGACGAGAGGGAUGAUGUGGUGGGCAUGGUCUACAAGCUCCUCAUGGAGAUCGAAUCCCGCGCCUUGCCCAUGGGCCUCCACCAGGUGGGAGUGCCUCCCUCGGCCGAAGAGAGCGUGGCCACCCUGGUGAACAUCGCUCAGCUGGACCGCCCUGAUAUGGGCAUCAAGAGCCUCCCCCGCAUCAUUGCUGAGAGCAGGGGCAAAGACAUUGAGGCGGUCUACAAGGGCAACAACGAUGGCAACCUGGAGGAUGUGUCCUUGGUCCAAGACAUUACCCUGGCCAGCCGCGCGGCGGUGGGCGCGCUGGUGCAGCAGUCCACCAAUGCGGAGCGGGAGGGGCGAGUGGAGGAGGUGAGCGCCCUGCAGGGUGUCUUUGAUUUCUUCUCCGGCGGCUCCGUGUACAAGAAGGCCCUCGCCGAGUGUGGCUUCGACUGUCCCGACGAUGACCUUAAGCCGCUCUUCGAGUACCUGCAGGUUUGCCUGGGCGAAGUGGUGCGCAACAACGAGGUGCCCACCUUGCUCAAGGCCUUGGACGGACAAUUCAUCGAGCCAGGCCCCGGUGGUGAUCCUAUCCGGAACCCCGAUGUGCUGCCCACGGGAAAGAACAUGCAUGCCUUGGACCCCAACUCGAUUCCCACCAAGGCGGCCUGCGACGUGGCCCUCGUGGUGGUCGAACGACUCCUGGAGUCGCUCACCCAGCAGCAGGGCGAGUUGCCGGAAUCCAUCGCCUUCACCUUGUGGGGCACGGACAACAUCAAGACCUAUGGCGAGAGCUUGGCUCAGGUCUUGGCCUUGGUCGGCGCCCGACCGGUACCCGACUCCCUGGGCCGCGUCAACAAGGUGGAGUUGAUCCCCUUGGAGGAGCUGGGCAGGCCACGCGUGGAUGUGGUGUGCAACUGCUCGGGUGUCUUCCGUGACUUGUUCAUCAACCAGAUGAACCUCUUGGACCGCGCCAUCAAGGCCGCGGCCGAAGCGGACGAGCCGCUGGAGCAGAACUUUGUGCGGAAGCACGCGAUGGAGCAGGCCGAGGAGCUGAACAUCUCCUUGAGACAGGCGGCCACGCGUGUCUUCUCCAACGCCGCUGGGUCGUACUCUGCUAACGUGGGUAUCGCCAUCGAGAACGGCGCCAACGUGGACGAAGAUCAGCUGCAGGAGCAGUUUGUGACCCGCAAGGGCUUCGCCUUGAGCUCCGACGCCCCCGGAGAACUGCAGGAAGCCUCCGGGCUUUUCAAGUCUGCCCUCAGCAAGGUGGAUGUGACCUUCCAGAACUUGGAUAGCAGCGAGAUCUCCUUGACGGAUGUCUCUCACUACUUCGACAACGACCCCACGAAGGUGGUGUCCAACCUUCGGAAGGACGGCAAGAAGCCUGCGUCGCUGAUCGCGGACACCACCACGGCCAACGCUCAGGUCAGAUCACUCUCCGCCCAGGUGCGUUUGGAUAGCCGCACCAAACUCCUGAACCCCAAGUUCUACGAGUCCAACCUCAACGGCGGCUACGAGGGCGUUCGAGAGAUCUCCAAGCGCAUGCGCUUCACCUUCGGCUGGAGCACCACUGCAGACGCCGUCCCGUCCUGA